Rhagoletis zephyria (snowberry fruit fly) is the source of this 6083-nucleotide messenger RNA. Its product is annotated as inositol hexakisphosphate and diphosphoinositol-pentakisphosphate kinase. Gene Ontology annotation, cellular component: cytosol. Lineage: Eukaryota; Metazoa; Arthropoda; Insecta; Diptera; Tephritidae. Gene Ontology annotation, molecular function: inositol hexakisphosphate kinase activity; 5-diphosphoinositol pentakisphosphate 1-kinase activity. The record is from RefSeq and is a predicted model, not a curated record. Gene Ontology annotation, biological process: inositol metabolic process; inositol phosphate biosynthetic process.
GCUGACGUGAACUGUUGGUAAACAAACGCAGCUGAUCCAAACAAAACAAAACAAAAAGACUCCGAAAUUUGCCGGCAGCUGAUUUCUGCAAAAGAAUUUUACAGAGCUCAAGCCUCACGCGUAUUGAAAUGUCAAACAUUUGUUCUGCAAAUACAAAAACAAAUGCAACAUGUGUACUAGAAUUUGACAGCCAAACGAUUUUUGACGACACUGCUGCGAGUUCGUCGGCUGUGUAUUUGGUCAAUUUUGGCUGGUUGAAGUUUGUGUGAGAGUGAGAUUUUAUUUAUUCGUGGAAAAUUUGUAUACAUAUAAGUUGGAUAAAAAGAUUUAGAAAAUUAUAUAAUGGCCUCUGAAAAUGUCUGCGAAACCUACAAAAUGUUUUUGAGUACCUAAAAGUGAUAUUUGUAAUCGCUAAUGAUAAAAAAUCAAUAGCUACAACUAUGUAUGUACAUGGUGCAAUGUGGAGAAUUAAAAGAAAAGUGCAAAUAGUUUUCCCUUUAAAAUUGUCGAAAUGACGACGUUAUAUGUUCAUACAUACAUUUAAAAAAGUGAUAGUUAACCAAAUCUAUCAAAAUAUUGACAAACCUGCGUGCACAAAACCCACUGCAUUUAUAUUAACAAAUUAAUCAACCAUACAUACAUACUUAUAAUGUACCAACAUUCAUCGCAGUGACGUCGCAUUUCGUUCAGCCUACCUUUCGCAUGCAAAUGCUAUUCACAAGUACAUUACAUAUGUAACUACACAGAAAAUUCUUAGAGCCUUGCAUAGUAUAGUAAAUCGCUUCAGCUUACCAAGGAUAACAUAAAAGCACAUUCGGUAGAUGCAUCAUGUCCUACACGGAACUGGAAUCAGGUUACCAGGACUUGCGACAAUCAUCGCAGCACGCACAGUCACAAAUGCAAUCCUUCACAAGCGAGCGCAGCAGCCGACCUGGAUUUUUUGUUGGCAGUGAUGGCAAUGGCGACGGUGAGAGCAAUGACGGCAUGGAUUCAGAUUGCAGCACUUGUUCGAACCCUGGAAAGCAAGUUGUUGUGGGCAUCUGCGCCAUGGCCAAAAAGACGCAAUCUAAACCAAUGAAGGAGAUAUUAACUCGCCUACAAGAAUUUGAAUUUAUCAAAAUGCUUAUAUUUUCCGAAGAUGUAAUUUUAAAGGAGCCGGUAGAGAAUUGGCCUCUCUGUGAUUGCCUGAUUUCGUUUCAUUCGAAAGGCUUUCCAUUAGAAAAGGCGAUUCAAUAUGCACAACUACGAAAACCGUAUGUGCUCAACAAUUUACACAUGCAAUACGAUAUACAAGAUCGUCGCCGUGUCUAUGCUAUACUGCAAAAGGAAGGCAUUGAAAUACCGCGUUAUGCUGUAUUGGAUCGCGACUCACCUGAUCCAAAACAACAUGAGCUGAUCGAAUCGGAAGACCACGUAGAAGUGAACGGCAUUAUUUUCAAUAAGCCAUUUGUGGAGAAACCUGUAUCGGCUGAGGACCACAACAUCUACAUUUACUAUCCUACGUCCGCCGGUGGCGGCAGUCAACGUUUAUUUAGAAAGAUCGGCAGCCGCAGUAGCGUUUAUUCACCCGAGUCGCGCGUGCGUAAAACUGGUUCUUUCAUUUAUGAAGAUUUCAUGCCCACUGAUGUAUACUUUUCAGGUACGGACGUUAAGGUGUACACAGUCGGUCCGGAUUAUGCACACGCCGAAGCUCGAAAGUCUCCUGCGUUGGACGGAAAAGUGGAGCGGGAUAGCGAAGGCAAAGAGAUUCGAUAUCCGGUAAUCUUAAACAAUGCAGAGAAGCUUAUUUCGCGCAAGGUUUGUUUGGCUUUUAAGCAGACUGUCUGCGGCUUUGAUUUACUGCGCGCAAAUGGUAAAUCCUACGUAUGCGACGUUAAUGGCUUCAGCUUCGUUAAGAACUCAAAUAAGUAUUACGAUGAUUGCGCUAAGAUACUGGGUAAUAUGAUAUUGCGUGAGCUCACGCCGACGUUGCAUAUACCGUGGCUUGUACCCUUCCAACUGGACGAUCCGCCCAUUGUGCCGACAACAUUUGGCAAAAUGAUGGAAUUGCGUUGUGUGGUUGCGGUAAUAAGACACGGCGAUCGUACGCCUAAACAAAAAAUGAAGCUUGAAGUGCGGCAUCCUAAAUUUUUCGAGAUAUUUGACAAAUAUGAUGGCUAUAAGGAUGGUCACGUUAAAUUGAAACGUCCAAAACAAUUGCAAGAGAUUUUAGACAUUGCGAGAUAUUUGCUAUCGGAAAUACAAAACAAGUCCGCGGACGCUGAAAUACAAGAAAAGGAAAGCAAACUGGAACAGCUGAAAAAUGUAUUGGAAAUGUACGGACACUUUUCUGGUAUAAAUCGCAAGGUGCAAAUGAAAUACCAACCAAAGGGUCGUCCCCGCGGGUCCAGUUCCGAUGACGUAGAUGCACCGAAGGAGCCGUCACUUGUUUUGAUCCUUAAAUGGGGCGGGGAGCUAACUCCUGCAGGUCGUAUUCAAGCUGAGGAAUUGGGUCGCAUAUUUCGUUGUAUGUACCCUGGUGGUCAGGGUCGGCAGGACUACUCUGGCACACAAGGAUUGGGCUUGUUGAGACUGCACUCCACUUUCCGGCAUGAUUUGAAAAUAUAUGCCUCUGACGAAGGCCGUGUCCAAAUGACAGCAGCCGCAUUUGCUAAAGGAUUGCUGGCUUUGGAGGGAGAGCUUACACCGAUUUUGGUCCAAAUGGUUAAGAGCGCUAACACAAAUGGGCUGCUGGAUAAUGAUUGUGACUCUAGUAAAUACCAAACCCUAGCAAAACAACGCCUACAUGAUUUGAUGCGUGUUGAUCGCGAUUUCACAGCCGAAGAUCGUGAGGCCAUAAAUCCUUGCAAUAGCAUAUCAAUAAAUCAAGCUUUGGACUUCGUCAAAAAUCCAGUAGAAUGUUGUAAUCACGUCCACAAAUUAAUCAAAGAGUUACUCACAAUUAUAAGCGUAAAGAAAGAAGAUCCCAAAACUAAAGACGCCAUACUAUACCACGGUGAAACUUGGGACUUGAUGGCACGUCGUUGGGAGAAAAUUGAAAAAGACUUUAGCACAAAAUCAAAACAAUAUGACAUUUCUAAAGUUCCAGACAUAUACGAUUGCAUCAAGUACGAUCUGCAGCAUAAUCAGCAUACGCUGCAAUACGAUCAGGCCGAAGAGUUAUACAUUUACGCUAAAUAUCUGGCUGAUAUCGUAAUACCACAGGAGUACGGUUCAACUGUGCAAGAAAAAUUGGCCAUCGGCCAGGGUAUCUGCACGCCACUGCUCAAAAAGAUCAAAGCCGAUUUGCAGCGAAACAUCGAGGAAGUAGGCGAUGAGUCGGUAAAUAGGCUGAAUCCGCAUUACAGUCAUGGUGUGGCCAGUCCAGGCCGCCAUGUACGCACGCGUUUAUAUUUCACCAGCGAAAGUCAUGUGCAUUCAUUGCUGACUGUUUUGCGCUAUGGCGGCCUGCUAAAUGUGCUUAACGACGAGCAAUGGCGGCGUGCUAUGGAUUAUAUUUCGAUGGUAUCUGAACUGAAUUACAUGUCACAAGUCGUAAUAAUGUUGUACGAAGAUCCGACCAAGGAUCCCACAUCGGAAGAACGCUUCCAUGUAGAGUUACACUUUAGCCCUGGUGUUAAUUGUUGUGUACAGAAGAAUUUACCACCUGGUCCAGGCUUUCGUCCACACUCACGGAAUGAUUCUGGCAAUCCUAAGCAAAUGGGUUCCGUGAGUGGAAUUUUGAAAAACAAUUCUGCCGGUGACGAGGCGAAUCCCGCACGCAUAGAGGAAGAGAAUGACUCAGAGGAUAGUCCUAUAAGGAGCCAAUCAGAUGGCUACGAAAAGGAUUCACCGCCACGCAACAAUCACAUAAAAUCGAAACCAAUACCAAUUGGGGCGCAUCACACCGUGAGUGGUCACGAGGCCGCGCACUUGGCUAAGCGCUUAAACGAAGAGCUAGCGUCACAACAACAAACCGUACAGCAGAUCGGCUCAUUGGAAUCGCAACGCCCCAUCAGUCCCGAUACAGAGCCACGAUCCCGCAGCUACGAACAACGCGAUCCAAAGCGCGCUAAAGAUGGUAAUGCGACGCCAGUGUCAUCCUCAUCGUCGGUAUCGUCUCGACGUCAAAGACACAGUAUUGCCGGCCAGAUGUCAUAUAUGAAAAUGUUGGGAUUCGGUGGUUUUAGCAAAAAGAUGGCCACCAGCUCAAGUAGUUUAUUUAGCACGGCAGUUAUAAGCGGCAGUUCAUCGGCUCCCAAUCUAAGGGAUAUGAUACCGUGUGCGGUUUCAUCAUCAGUGCUUGAAGGUUUCGGCGGUGUACCACCAAUUCGACCAUUGGAGACGCUACACAAUGCACUUUCGCUAAAGCAGCUUGAUCAAUUUCUACAUAAAAUGACUACUUCGCCACUAUUCAAGACGCCAGCAUCAUCGCCGCCAAAACAUCCAUCAACACCCCAACAGAACAUAGUACAAGGUGCAUUGCAGUCAAUGUACUCGUUGGAUGCGAUUACAAGUUUUAUGUCCGGUGAAAGUGACAGCGAGUGUCAUUGCCAGGAAAUGGCGGACGGACAAGGGCAACCGAUCCUAGAGUCAACUUUGAGAAACGCAGUGUGUUUGCAUCAACCACCACCAUCAGCCGCAGCAUUGAUAAAUGCCCCACAGGAGACGGUGGCAUCAGCAGCUCCAAGCAAUGCAAAUGCGCCACAAUCAGCUCAACCAAAUGUGGGAACAGAGGAGCUUGCCAGAUUUUUUCCACAACUCGAGGACGAAGAUUUGAAUGCGGUAUCCGUGUACACUCCUAUGAAUGCAGACGCUUUGGACAUAGAUGCUGAUGGCGUAUUUACCUUUGGAGGCGGCAGUAGUCGUGGUGAUGUGAGCGCUUGCCUUACACCGGUCAGCUUUGGUAUGGACAUAAGCAUGAUUGCGAACAAAGGAUCGAUGACACUUUCCGUUGAUGGCUUCGAAGAUGAAGAUGAAACUACGCUCUCAGCCGCUACAACGCCAUCUUUACCGAUGGAUGAUCCCAAACUUGAAGCAUGCUAUUGUUGCCCUACUCAUGCCGAAAUGGCUGAACCCCCCGAUGUCGAGGAUACAGUUGGUGCACUCCCGAAAUCACUUGAAAUAUCAGUUACGAAAAUUAUAAGUUCUUCGCCAGAAUCAAAUUUAUUUGGUGAGCCCACAUCUUUGCCACCACUUCCGCUCUGUGGCGAUUUCACCCAGCGUCGUGGUGCGCGCAAAGCAACAGAUCCCAUUUCUCCAAAAAUUAAGAAACAAAUAAGUCUCUUCGAGGGCGGCGACUAUGAACGCCAAAAGGAGUACUCCAAUUUACAUGCAUCCAUUAACAUCCCCUCUGCUUCCAUCCUAAAACAGGAUGCUCGUUUGCGCAAGUUUGAAACUCUUACACAAUCCACUUCUAAUUCGAAUUUCCCAUUUGCAAGUAAUACACUUAAACGAAUGCCACACAAUGCUUCAGAAUUGGACGAUGUCAGUCACACACAGUCUUGCAUCAAUCUAAAAAGUUCGGUGUGUGAGGGCUCGCCUUCUGCGUCGGUCACAGGAUCAGCACUGCAUAAAGCAGCACCGAUUUCCAUUGUCUCGCAGCCCACUCCUGGUGUUACAACAACAGCGGCGGCGGCAGCUCGCAGUUCUACUGUUGGUUUAGAUCAUGGUGCUAGUGGUCUACCUCGCCCUGGUGCUUUGAUUGUUAAGGAACGUUUCAUAGAGCCACCGAAACGGAUUCCGCGAGACUUCCAUAACAAAACGCAAUCCAUGGAUGCUGAAUUUUUGUUCAACGAAUUUCUUUUAGUUCCAGCGCGUUCGCCAACUCAUGUACCUCUGUCUCCCGAUAGCGGCAGCCAUACAAGUAGUGCAAGUACGUCUCCGUCAUCGCGCCCAAAUUCGCGAUUUAUGACGGCCAAGAUAUUGGAUGAUGUGGCCACAUUUCAGCGUAAGUAAGUAACAUUGGCCUCAAGUAGAUAUUUAACUAUUACUUAAUGUUUUACUUGGAAUUUCGUAAAUGUGAAACCAAACAUGUAUGUAACUCAAAUCACUAAAGAAAUAUGUACCUUCCAACUUUUAUUAAAAAUAAAAUGUUUAUUUUU